UUGGCUGUGUAAAGGCUAGAGCCGCACUCUCAAACAAAAGGCCGAGCGAUGCUGGGGACAUCACUCGUACCGUAUUCCCAUGAAACUUCAUGAACUCUCUUACAAAUUGCCGCGCCUGGGCAGCGAUGAUUCGAGACGUUCAUGAAGCCGGCUCAUCCUCCCGUAGGAGAUAGCCGAAGUAAAGCUGAAAAGGACAGAAAGCAAGAGGAGUAUGAAGCAACUAAUGCUCUGAAAAACCGUAUUCAUCGUCUGGAUGAGGAUGAAGUCGAAUAUCUACAAACGUUAUCUGCUAAACAGCACAAAGCCGAUUUGGAAAAGGAGAAAGAAAUCGCCGAAUUAGUAAAAGAAGCAAAAGCAAAUCGACCAGUCCAUGUUUCGUCUACAAAUACUAUAUCUGGUUUGAGCACAAAGUCUUUUUAUAAUAAAGGAGGUUCAAGUCAACGAGCUCUCAUGGCUAGUGCUGUUAAACGGACUUCUAGCUUGGAUAUAGUUGGCCCACAGUCAAAGCGAGCAAAUACAAGGACAUCUGCUUCAAAUGAAAAGUAUCCAAUCGAUCCUUUGGCAAAAGUGUAUGCGGAUGAAUCAACUUAUCGUAGUAUGUCUAAGCAAUUGAGUGGAUCUCUUGACGUACUACCAGGAUUGAGCGACUAUUCAGAUUCAGACUCAGAUUCUGAGAAGUCAACAGAUUCCACUAGUGACGACUCAACAGAUUUAGAAGAUUCUGUUUGUACAUUACAACAAAUAGCGUGUACAAGAAUUCUUUAUACUAAAGCUGAAGGUUCUACAGACAAUGGAAGUGUAUGA
This is a messenger RNA of Trichobilharzia regenti, 804 nucleotides long. The record is from the annotation of a GenBank genome assembly. Lineage: Eukaryota; Metazoa; Platyhelminthes; Trematoda; Strigeidida; Schistosomatidae.